CUUUACACCGAUGGAGUGAAAUAAUUGACAAUAAACACAUAUCGCGUAGCAGGAGAAAGUGAGGUUGGUCGGAGCAGCCUUGGGGUCACCGUGUCUUCAAUGAUAGAGUUAUAAAGCUCCGUUUAAGCUCGAGCUGCCGUAGGAGAAUGGAGCACAUCCGGACGCCGAAGGUGGAGCAGGUGCGGCUGCUGGAUCGCUUCAGCAACAAGUCCACAAGUGGUACACUGUACCUCACAGCCACACAUCUCAUCUUUGUGGAGGGCAGCUCUAACAACUCAGCAUCUGCUGGACAGGAGAUCUGGAUUUUGCAUCACCAUAUUGCCUCUGUGGAGAAGCUCAGUCUGACCACCACAGGCUGUCCUCUGGUCAUCCAGUGUCGUAACUUCAGGGUGGUUCAUUUUGUGGUUCAGAGAGAAAGAGACUGCCAUGACAUUUACAGCUCGCUGCUGCAUCUUCUGAGGCCAGUAUGCUACGAGGACCUCUAUGCAUUCUCUUACAACCCCAAACAAAAUGACCAGCAGCGGGAGGAAGGGUGGCAGCUCAUCGGCCUGGCAGCCGAGUUUGAGAGGAUGGGCGUCCCCUGUGACCAAUGGCAGCUCACGGAUGUCAACAGAGACUACAAGGUGUGUGAGACAUAUCCACAGGACCUGUAUGUUCCCAUCACAGCCAGUAAGCCCAUCAUUGUGGGGAGCUCCAAGUUCAGAAGCAAAGGACGCUUUCCGGUACUCACUUAUUUCUACCAGGAGAAGAAGGCGGCGGUGUGUCGCUGCAGUCAGCCUCUCUCCGGGUUCAGCGCACGAUGCCUGGAGGACGAGAGUCUGCUGCAGGCCAUCAGCAAGGCCAACCACAACUGCCGGUUCGUUUACGUCAUGGAUACGAGGCCAAAGUUGAAUGCUAUGGCUAAUCGAGCAGCAGGCAAAGGCUACGAAAAUGAGGACAACUAUUCCAACAUCCGCUUCCAGUUCGUUGGGAUAGAGAACAUCCAUGUAAUGAGGGCUAGCCUGCAAAAAAUGCUAGAAGUGAUUGGUGCCCGCUCUCUUUCCAUGAGUGACUACCUGGUGGGACUAGAAGGGAGUGGCUGGCUGCGGCAUAUUAAGGCUGUAGUCGAUGCAGCUAUCUUUCUAACCAAGGCGGUGACAGUGGAAGGAGCCAGUGUGUUGGUUCACUGUUCAGAUGGAUGGGACAGAACAGCCCAAGUCUGCUCUCUGGGGGCGCUGCUCAUGGACCCCUACUACCGCACCAUCAAAGGCUUCAUGGUACUGAUAGAGAAGGACUGGAUCUCCUUUGGUCACAAGUUUGCAGACAGGUGCGACCAGUUGGACGGGGAUCCCAAAGAGGUGUCUCCAAUCUUCACUCAGUUCCUGGAGUGCGUCUGGCAGCUGUCUGAGCAGUUCCCACAGGCUUUUGAGUUCAGCGAGUGGUUCCUGCUACAGAUCCACGAGCACGUCCACUCCUGUCAAUAUGGAAACUUCCUCGGCAACAACGAGAGGCAGAGAGAGGCGUUACAGCUGAGAGAGCGGACUCACUCGCUCUGGGCAUAUCUAAUGAGUGAAAAGCAGAACUACUUGAAUCCAUUCUACAACCCUGCGUACUCUGAGGAGCAUCCUGUCCUGGAGCCGUCCACCUUGCCUUAUCAUUUCAGGUUCUGGAGGAACAUGUACCACCAGUUCGACAGAUCCAUGCACCCACGACAGUCUAUCCUCAAAACCAUUCUUACCCUGAAGGAGAACAGUCGCAAAGCAGAGAGCACACUGGAAGCACUUGAGACUAGGCUCCAACAAGUUGGUGGGACCCCCGUUGCAACAAGCGACCCCCCUGCACAUCCUCCCACCAGAGACCAGCGCUCCCACCCCCUGCCACCACGCCCCGACUCCCUCAUCCUGGGGGCGCCCGUCAACCACAAAGAAGUGCAGCGUCACGAGCAGGAGGACGGGCAGGACGAGGUGGGCGAGGAGGCCUUAGAGAGCACAGACACCGAGCGGACAGUAGAGGGCAGCAGCGGUACAGACAGCAGGAAGCAGAGCUACGGAGAACUUGAAGGAAAGUACAACAAUGAACUGGCCAAAGAAGAGCCAGCUGUGGUCAGUCUGGAGUACGGCGUUGCACGUAUGACCUGCUAAAACCAAACAGAGGGAUUGCGGGACACUGAGUGAUGGGCGUGGAUGAAUGAGAGGGGUACUGAAAGAAAGUGUGGGUUUGUGGAAGCUGUAUGUUCUGUAAAUGAUUGCGUGCUGAUUAUGUAAUGGUCCUGAAUGGGCCCGAAUGGGUGAAGUUUGUAUGUCUGUAUAGUCUAAAUGUAUGGAAAACUUCAUUGUUAUGUCAUAUGCACCUAUAGUGAAAAAGCUUGUUUUUUUUUUUAAUGAAUGUUGUAAAGCACUAUAGAAAUCUCAUGAACAGAAUAAGAUAAUAAAUUCAUCAAUAAAACAGCAUCUUGUAAUUUGUUCAGUUACAAAAUGCAAUUUUAAAGGGCCUGGCCUAGAUAAUAUCCACAGCCAUUUCCCCUCAUAAAAAUCUCAGGGGAAAAUUACAUUUUCUGGCACUGGAAAUCUUUAAUUUCAUCCCAAGGCUGGAGGCCAAUCUAAUCUAAUGUAGUUGAGCUGAUUUAGUGCGGAUCUGGCUGAUUGGAAAAAAAUAGGACAUGGCAGUUUACUUAAUGGAAGAUGGCACAGUAAAUCAUGUACCAAAAAUUAGGCUGAACUUUUUACUACAUCUGACUUAGUGAUGUUUGGUUGAUUCCUCAAGUCAUUUUCAAACUCUCAGGCAUGGUACUUUGCAACAUUUAAACAAAUGAAUGUGUACAAUCCUAACUAUCAAGUUUAAUUUUAGUUGAUGUUGAUAAUCAUACAAUCUGUUUUGGUUUUCCAUCUUUUAUAAUUAGCAUUUCUUUCCUUUCUUAUAGUUUCACAAUCUUACAUAAAUCAAGGUUGUGACUAAAACAUGUUUUGUAUGCAUAGAAAUAUAAUAAAUAAAAGAUCCUUGAAUUGCAGUGAGAACUAGUAUUAGGUAAAUACAACCUCAUCCAAGCAAGAAUGUUUUUACACUUUUUAUGGUGCCAUUCUUUAAAUAACAAAAAUGAAGCAUCACUUAAUGCACACGUUCAAUAGCUGUGGAUCCAUCUGUAGCAGCACUGUUUGACAGUUUCUCACAUUGUUAUGGAGGAAUUCAGGCCCAUUCCUCUGUAAUGUUGCUUCUUUUACUGAUUUUUUUUGUUCUUUUUAUUGGAGUAAAUUAGCUGGGAUGUCAACUGCCUUGAAAGCUUUGCACUUGUGAAUAAUUUUUCUCACUACUGAACAUUGAUCUCCAAAAUUUUGGAAAUGGUAUUAUGUCCCUUUCACAACUGGUAUGCAGCUACAGAAUUGCUUCUCUGAAAUCAUUUCAUAUGUCUUGCCCUCUUGGCAUAGCGUCAGUACAUAUCUAAAUGCCCCAGAGCAGCAAACUACCUAAACCUUUUUUUUGCUUUUGUUGAAUAAAUUACGGCAUGGUAAGAAAAAAAAAGAAAAAAGUUAUAUAGAAUGUCUGUCAGUCAUCAAUCAUUUAAGCCUGUUUUCAUUUUUUUCCCCAUUGAUUAGAUUAUCUGAUUUACUAAUGUGAGCUGAUCCUCAAAUCCAUUGAUCGUAUCCGUCUACCAUGUCAGUGACCUAUUACUUACAACGGUUGAUCCUGAUCUGCGGUAAAUGGAAAAGAUACAGUACAUCAACGAACAGGCUGGCUGGGUUUUAUGACGCUGUCAGGUCCAACAAUAAAUGGGCUUUCAGAUACUAGAACAUGGGCAUGUGGUGGUGAUGUAGAAAGAUCCAUCAUGCUUCCAACUUUUCUACUCAAAAAAGUAGUCAAUAUUUGUCAACCACUGUCUGGAAAGUUUUCCCCGCUUAGCAACAAAUGCUCAACAUGGGCACUAUUCACCCCGGAGCAUUUCUGCCCCUGUGCUGCUGCCCACACCCCAAGAUAAGUCCAGUACAUUUUUCACUCUUUUGAAAAGCCCAAUAACCCUAAAAGAUUUACAUGUUAUCAAUGAUUUCAGUUGAAACUGGUCUAGAAAAUAUUUACAUAUGUGGAUAGAUAUAAAACCUGAUGGCAGUUAACCGUUUUGGAGCUCCACAUAAGCACGAACUUCAGUUGGCAAAAGAGGAUUUUACAUUUUGACCCAAAUCUACAUCAGAUAUUAUUCUAUUCAUGGAACAGCAGUGUGACACUUAUUAAAAAAAAAAAAAUCUGUUACAUUUACUGAGGAGGCUCUGGGGUCUGUGAGAUGUUACUUUGGCCCACACGAUCACGUUUAUUCAUGAGCCAGACUAUGUAUUUUGGCUCCGUCUGUGAUGGUCUUAUUUGUAAAGGCCGUAGUGGUGCUGUGGUAAUUCCAGACUAAUGUUGUAACAUUACUUCAUAUCAGAGCUCAGAAGGGAUUAAACCUGCAUGGGAUUAGAUCUACUGUACAAAAAAUAAAUAUUUUUUUCAGUGAAAAAACAGUAAAAUGUAAGACUUGUAUGACGUCAGGGUUUACAACAGCAGAUAUUAAACUACUCGUGUGUUUGAUUCAGCCAGUGUGCCACUAAAUACUUUAUGGACUUUGAGUUGCAACAGCAGGGAAAUACUUCCUUCUCAAACACCAUUUGCUUAACCCACUUUGCAGGCUGCGGGAAUAAAUGGAGGUUUGUGCUUGUACACAUAGUCACACAGCAGCGUGACAAAGUGAAGUUGAGUCUUUGACAAAACAGGGCCUGUGAGCAAAUAAGCAAGUCACUGUUCAUUUGUAGCAAUUUGGCGUUAAAAUAGAUUUUUAGUGCAGUUUCUUGCAGUGUGACAGAUGCUGUUUUACAAUCUUCUGUACUGAUGACAAAAAUUCCCAAAAUAAAAAAAAAGAUUUUCUCCCCCCCAUCCGGUUUUUAUUUUUUAAUCAACUGAAAUUAGUCUUAAUUAAUUACUGAAAUGUGUUAAGGAAUAUGUAAUAUGUAUUAUGUACAAAUAAACGUAAUUUAUCAUCUAUACUAUUUUGCUAAUUCAAUGUACUUUUUUAUGGUAUCGAUAGACUGAUUUGUAAGGUUAAUUCAACUCUAACACUUUAUGUUCCCUGCUAGAAAAGUCUUCCUGUAGCCUACUUGUGCAUAUUAGCUUCCAUUAAACAUUGAGAAGCCUCUUUGAGAGACAGCGUGCCGAGGACUCUCCCAGAUCUCUGAAUCAUUCAGAUAAGAGCUGCAUACUAUGAUGGUAGAACACGCCCUAGACAAGGCAGGGGCGCUGUACUUACACUGACCAAAAGUGGAUCCGGUAUUCUUGCAAAAUGUCUAAAUGCUGCUAAUAUGCAAUCCUGAUGAUUUUUGUUCUUUUUGAAAAAAAAAAAGAAUUAACAUUGCAA
Cololabis saira (Pacific saury) is the source of this 5353-nucleotide messenger RNA. It is a transcript of the gene mtmr6, whose product is annotated as myotubularin related protein 6. Lineage: Eukaryota; Metazoa; Chordata; Actinopteri; Beloniformes; Belonidae. Gene Ontology annotation, cellular component: nuclear envelope. Gene Ontology annotation, molecular function: phosphatidylinositol-3,5-bisphosphate phosphatase activity. The transcript is spliced from 15 exons. The record is from RefSeq and is a predicted model, not a curated record. Bases 147 to 2120 code for a protein of 657 amino acids. Gene Ontology annotation, biological process: dephosphorylation.